Molecule: messenger RNA, 998 nt
Organism: Ailuropoda melanoleuca (giant panda)
Lineage: Eukaryota; Metazoa; Chordata; Mammalia; Carnivora; Ursidae
Product: keratin, type I cuticular Ha8-like
Exons: 5
Coding region: 1-774 (257 amino acids)
Biological process (GO): intermediate filament organization; epithelial cell differentiation
Cellular component (GO): cytoskeleton
Molecular function (GO): structural molecule activity
Source: RefSeq, a predicted model, not a curated record
AUGGUGGAGGCGGACAUGUGUGGGAUGCACAAGCUCAUGGAUGACCUGAGCCUGGCUAAGGCUGACCUGGAAGCCCAGCAGGAGUCCCUGAAGGAGGAGCUGCUCUGCCUCAAGAAAAACCACGAACAGGAAGUGAGCAUUCUGAGGAGCCAGCUGGGGGACAAGCUCCAGAUUAAGCUGGACGUUGAGCCCACCGUGGACCUGAGCAGGGUGCUGCAGGAGAUGCGGUGCCACUAUGAGGCCCUGGUGCAGACCAACCACAAUGAUCUGGAGGAGUGGUUCCAAGAUCAGUCUGAAAGCAUCAGCCAGCAGGACAUGUCCUGCUCCGAGGAGCUGCGGUGCUGCCAGUCGGAGAUCCUGGAGCUGAGACGCACGGUGAACGCCCUGGAGGUGGAGCUUCAGGCCCAGCACAGCCUGAAAGACUGUCUGCAGAAUUCCCUGUGUGAGGCUGACGCCCGCUUCGGCACCGAGCUGGCCCAGAUGCAGAUCCUGAUCAGCAACGUGGAGGAGCAGCUGUCCGAGAUCCGGGCUGACCUGGAGCGACAGAACCAGGAGUACCAGGUGCUGCUGGACGUCAAGGCCCGGCUGGAGUGCGAGAUUGCCACGUACCGGAAACUUCUGGAGAGCGAGGACUGCAAACUCCCCUGCAAUCCUUGCUCCACCGCUGCCUCCUGUGUGACUACCCCCUGUGCCCCUCGUCCAAGCUGCACACCCUGCACCACCACUUGUGUGCCUGGGUCAGCCUGUGGAGCCAGUACUGGGAGCCGGUUCUGAAUGUCCAUGCACCAGCAGGGGUGGUUAAAGUGAGGGGAUGCCCAAUGAGAAAUGUUUAUUAUACAUCCAGGCACUAUGGUUUCUUACUGUUGUUGACUUUCUGCAUGCAGAGGCCUUUCCAAAGGCCACAAGAUAUCAGGAGAAGUGGAAUCUUGGUUGAGAGCCUUCCUUCUCAGCUCUGGAUUUUCCCAGAUUAGUUCCAUGACCUCAGUGGCUGGAUCCCA